AUGAGAAUGAUCUCAGCAAAUUCCUUACAACCCGUUUGGAAUUUGAGGAAUCCCAAAUGCCAUCCGAGUUCAUCUUCUCCCUUAUUUCAUAAUUCAAAGCAGCGGGUCAGUAGUGAUACUAAUCUAAUAAGUUUUGGUUACGGUGGUGAAAAAUGGAGUAUUUCUCAAAGAAGAGCAAGAACGGUGGUUGUACGCGGGUCUUUUUUGCCAGUGGAUCCGUGGGCACCCAAUGUAAAUGUUGAUUCACAGAGCAUUGCAUCGCAGCUUUUCGCUUUCUCCCUUUUCCCGUAUCUUGGUUUCCUGUAUUACAUCACCAAGUCCAAGUCUGCCCCCAAGCUUACUCUUUUUGGUUUCUACUUCCUGCUUGCCUUCGUUGGCGCCACCAGCCUUGUAUUCUUGGACUCAAAGGUGCAUUAUGGAACCUCCUUAUCCAAUGUGGAUUGGCUGCAUGGUAGCGCAGAGUCUCUAUUAACUUUAUCGAACCUAUUUGUUGUGUUGGGACUAAGGGAGGCUCUUAGGAAACUGGAGAACAUAGGAAAAACCUCAUCGGAUCUUGCUUCUGAUAUAGAAAAAGAGACAUCAUCAACGUAG
Messenger RNA from Oldenlandia corymbosa var. corymbosa, 591 nucleotides. Lineage: Eukaryota; Viridiplantae; Streptophyta; Magnoliopsida; Gentianales; Rubiaceae. The record is from the annotation of a GenBank genome assembly.